AUGCCACCAAAGAAGAGGCGAUCUUACACUCACUCCAAGAGAGGAGGCAAGCCCCGAAGCAGGUCGACCUCUCCCGUUCCACCACUAGUAUCUCCUCUGCCACCAACGACUGCGGCAUCACUUCCAUCCAUCAGGAGCCGCUCCAGAACUCCUCCACCUGGUAGCCUCCUCAACCGCGGCCCUCCAGUGCCUCCUUCAACCAUUCGCCAACCACGCUCUGCCUCCCAGACUCCUGCAGACAUUACACCUCGCAGAGAAGCAACCAAGCGCAAGGGGAUCUCGCCUAUGAUUGAGCAAUCUUCUCCCGUCAUUGAAGAGCACCUUCGUCAACUCCAGCAACAGCGUCCACAACAAGAACUUUGGGAGCGGAUUGGAGCGACUGAAACCGAAGAAGUGCAAGUCGAUGGUGGAUCUGCCGCUGAUGAAGCUUCCGCCGACAUUGGUUCGGAAGAUGAGCUUGAGUCGCUUGGAUCUUGGGAUGAUUGCUCUAUCCCCGAUGAUGAGUCGCAAGAUGAAGGCGACGACUUGAUUGAUGAAGCUUUGGAUGAGCUGGCGCAAGAAGAUCUUAUCGACUGGGAGGUUGCACGCCGCAUUGCCAUUGCCUUCAUUUUUGUUCAUGUCUUCUGUUGUCCUGACGAGUCGGAAUGGGAUGGUCGGAAUGGAGUGCAUGCCCAAAUCAGGAAGAUGCUUAGCAUUCCAAAGGGGGCUUCCAUUCGUUAUGUCUUUGAAGACAUUACCAAGUGUCAGACUGCAGGGACGAAGUAUCGUGGUCGUCGUCAAGCCCUUGGAGAGACCCGUCCUGUCAACAUUCCAAACGACUCGGUGGAAGCCCAGAUUGUCGCUGAUGUUUUGGAGGAUGGAUUCAGUUUGAUGCAAGCUACGAGGCAAGUCAACCAUCAUCUAAAGGAGACGGAGCAGCCCUUGGUCUCCUUUUCCUCAGUUUGGCAUCUCUCCAAGCGACUCAAGCCUUUGGUCAAACCCAUCAAGCGUCUCAAGCAAGGGAGUACUGACAAAGAGUCUGCUUGGGCCCAAGCUCGCUACAAUUGGUCGAUCCAACUCAUUCUUCGACUUGGAUUGAGUGCUAAGCUGACUGACAAGGCAUGGGCUCACAUGCGAGCGCAAGGUAUUGAUGGGCAACUGCCUAAGUGCGGCAAGACAUUGUUGACGAUCAAGGACUACGGGAACAAGAAGAAACUGGAGAUUGCCCGUAUCAAGACCUUGUCGGAAAAGAGUGGCUGGGUCAAGAAGGGACGGGUAAAAGGCACGCCAUACAAGGAGGAUCCUUUGACUGCAGGAAAGGUGGCUAACUUGGGCGACGGAACCAUCAAGAAGCUGAAGAACGUGUCCCCACCCAUCAACACCUUUGGUAAGCUGGCCAAGCUCACAAAGAGGCGCAUCAAGGAGCUGGUCCAACAGAAGGUGGCUAGUAAGAAAAACCUGGAAGAGUGGAAGAAGAUUUGCCAGGCAGCGGAUGAUGCGCCACCAACCAAGAAGGAUUACCGCAAGGAAUCCAAUCCUUACGAGGCUCGAUUUGGUCCAAAGUGGGAAGAAAAGCUUGAAGGUUCCUCAGCGAUGUCAAAUACUCCUCAGCGUGGUUGCAAGGCCUUGACGAAGAUCUACAAUAUUGGCAACCCAACCAGUCGUCGGAUUUGCCAGGAUGUAAACAAGUUUCCCAUUCAUUUGGUCCGCAUCAUGGAGGAGGAAGGUUGUGUCGUCCGUGACAUUGGUAACAGCAAGCUCCGAACUGGUGGAAGAGGCCUCGCUGCAGCGGCUGGUUUGAAAAAGGAUGGUGCCAAGGUUGACAGGCGCGGUGGGGCACGAGUGAAGAAUUUGCAGUCGGAUAUGUAUGAAUACAAGGGUAUCGUUCGCGACGGGAAAGAUCACGACGGGAAGAUCUUGAUGGGCUUCAAGGAUUUUAUGGGGAACUAA
This is a messenger RNA of Seminavis robusta, 1929 nucleotides long. The record is from the annotation of a GenBank genome assembly. NCBI's taxonomy places the organism in Eukaryota, Bacillariophyta, Bacillariophyceae, Naviculales, Naviculaceae.